UCCUGAUUUAGCCUCCCCCUUCCCGGACUCGCCUCCCCUGGCUCCUCCCAGAGGCCAGGCCUCUCAUUGUCCCCGCCCCUGGCUCCUCCUUUAGAUCUCCCUUUCCUUGGCUCCGCCCCUCCGCCAGGCCCAACUCUCUGGUUGUGACGUCCGCCGGAGCCGCGCAGAGGCUGCUGCGCGUGAGCAUCAUCCCGGAAGUGCGAGGCUCCCAGAUGUGCAGGUGCCGCUGCUGUCACCACCGCCGCCGCCGCCGCCUUUGCAGCUGAGCCACAGAGGAAGAGGAGGAGGAGGAGGAGAUGGAAUCCCCCAAUUCUGCCUCAGAGGUGUUUUGCAACCGGAUUCUCAGCAUGGUGAAUUCAGAAGAUGUGAAUGCUAUCAUUCAGGCCCAGAAGAACAUGCUGGACCGAUUUGAGAAAACCAACGAAAUGCUCUUGAACUUUAACAACCUUUCCAACGUCCGCAUGCAGCAGAUGAGUGAGCGUUUCACACACCAUACCAGGACGCUGAUGGAGAUGAAGAAGGACUUGGACAGUAUCUUCCGCAGGCUUAGGACUCUGAAAACAAAGCUGUCGAAGCAAUACCCAGAUGCUUUUAGUCAUAUCCAGGAGUCCCCCAUCCUGGAGGAGGAGGAUGACGACGUGGACCCCAUCUUGGCCAGCUCAGCUACCACCAUUGCUACCUCAGAGCAGAGCACGGGCUCCUGCGACACGAGCCCCGACAUCAUCUCCCCGGUCCUGAGCCCCGAUUUUGAAGAUUUAUCCCAAGGUCGGCUGGACUCCCCGGCUGUGAAUGGAGAGAGCCUGACAGGUGAUGACGAUGAUGAUGGUGGUGGUGGUGGUGGUGGUGACAGGGCCCUGGAGUAGGAGGGCCUCUCCUCCAGCCCAGCUCCUGAGGAAGCAGUGCACUGGAGGAUGUUCAGGAGGGCCUUCUCACCUCCCAGCGUCCUGGAGCUUAGAACCACAAACCUGGGGGAGACAGCUCCAGAAAAGAUCUGGCCUUUGGGCGCCGUGGAGCCAUGGCCCUGGGAUGAAGCCAGGACUGCCGGGUAGGCCAGCCUUGUUUGGGGAUGGUCACACUGUGGGUUUUCCCAGCUUUUUUUGCUAAUGCUUUUCUGCUGGUAUCUUUCUCGCCAAAUUCCUUUCCUCCCUGACCCCCAACCCAGUUCCCAGUGUUUCUGCACAUCUGAAGCCAAGCCUGGGCUUUUUCAGACCUACAUCUCCGGGUCCUAGCAUCCUACAGGUUUGUUCCAAGCCCUGUGUGAGGAAGGAGGCUCAUGGACUUGACUUGACUAGGCAAUGUCCUGUGCCCUUCUCCAGCCCUGGCUCAGAGGCUGGUUCUCAGUAAUUCUGUGUAGCAGUUCCUGUUAGGGAUCCCAGGGCCAGGUGUGACUCUGAGAGGCCCAGUAAUUGUGGCUUCAGCUCAUGCUUACACUGAAGCUCCCAAUAGACAUACGGACACACCUGUACACAUGCACACACCCAUACAUACACAGGCACAUAGAAAAGGCCUCUCUGUGUGUAUCCCUGCUCACACACUGACACAGACAACACUUACUCCAAUUAAGCACCAAGUUGUUUCUUCUGUUGGUACCCUCAGGGCUUUUUUGAAACAAGUAAUGUCUCUGAGAUGGAAAUUCAAAAGAAGUUGUUUACUCUCAUGAACAGUGUUUGAGCAGAGGCCAACGACCAUAUAUUUCCCUUUCGAGAGAGGAGAAGGUACCACCAAGCCGCUGCCACCUCCUCCACCCCCCUCCUUAGGGCCCUUGGCCCAGUGGGUAGGGACAUCUUUGGAAAUAAAAGUUUAAUUGACUAUUUUUGUACCCUGAAUUUACACAUACUAUGGGGGAAAUAAAUAAAAUUCUCUGUUGUUAUG
Molecule: messenger RNA, 1872 nt
Organism: Dromiciops gliroides (monito del monte)
Lineage: Eukaryota; Metazoa; Chordata; Mammalia; Microbiotheria; Microbiotheriidae
Gene: KXD1
Product: KxDL motif containing 1
Exons: 5
Coding region: 297-863 (188 amino acids)
Biological process (GO): lysosome localization
Cellular component (GO): BORC complex
Source: RefSeq, a predicted model, not a curated record